GGUUUGCACCAUCAGUAGCAUCGCUCGGCGCGCUUUCGUUCGAGUUACACAAGAGCCUCGCGGAUAAACAUCAUGGGAGGCAGACAUGGGGUUAUGCUCAAUCGACCGGCAUGUCGCUGUCCCAGGAUACCGAGUCAGCCAUUUCUGGAUCAGGAGAAGACUGGCUUGAGAAUGGGACCAGCCGCGCACAACUUGCCAGCCAUAACCGCCCAUCGGAAGGAGAUGGGAGUGGACCAGAAUGGCUGAGAAGGACAAAAGAAGGUAUCAUGGAGGUCAUAUCGAGAGAGGGGACGACAGCACAGAUCGACCCGCUUAGAUUCUGCAAAUGGCUGCUGAGCAGUGUGGAAGAGAGGGGCGUAAGAGUGAUAUAUCCAGCGGCAGCUACAGAAGUUCUGCGAGACGCAAAAGGUAUAAUGAGCGGGCUGAGGAUUGUAGGGGGCCAGGAUAAGCAAUCGCAAGACCGUAGGUCCGGAGUUGACAUCCAUUUGACAAGAGCGCUGACAGGUACAGUACCAUGCACACGACUCCUGAUCACCUCCGGCGCCUGGUCGCCCCGCGUUUUCUCGACUCUGUUCUCCAAUGCACAAACCCGCAUCCCUAUCUCCUCGCUCGCCGGCCACUCUCUGCUCGUGCGCAAUCCAUUCUCCAAGCCCAAAGAUAUCGACGAGGAGGUGUGUCAUGCAGUCUUUGCAACAGAUACACUAGGAUUUUCCCCAGAGUGGUUUGCCCGGAUAGGCGGCGAACUGUAUCUUGCUGGGCUAAACAGCACGAGUAUACCACUGCCCGACAUUGCAACAGAUGUUGAACCGAGCAGCAAGGCUAUCGAGCAGCUGAAGAAUUGCGCGAGGGUCAUGAUGGUAGAGAACGGCGCUGGAAAGGACGUUGAGGUUCUACGGCAGAGUCUGUGCUUUCGUCCUGUAACACCGAGCGGCCGUCCUCUUGUGUCGCGUAUACCCGAUGAAAAGCUUGGAGGUGUGCGGACAAGAAGUGGAGCAGACGGAGGCGUGUUCAUAGCAGCAGGCCAUGGCGCUUGGGGCAUUUCUCAUGCCCCAGGGACUGGGCUGGUGCUUGCAGAGCUCAUGGAAGGAAGGCCAACAAGUGCAAAGAUCGAGGCAUUGCGACUACCGUUAUAAUUAAAAUGUGUCGUGGUAAGUGAUCAUUCAUGAAACAUUGGGUCCGGCGCAUUGAAGCAUCUUGUGUUCGAUUUUGCAGGGCUGCUACGAUUAGACAAAAAACCUUCGAUGAUCGAUGACAUGCAAUUCGAUUCUUCACCGCUACCUGCCGCAUCUGCCUCACGAUCAAGCUCAUUCCCAAUGAUCGCAUUUUCUCUUCAGGUACCCGCUGCGAUGCCCCUCUUGCACUCCAAAAGAUGUGUGCGAUCGUCAGGGCGUUCCACUAUGACGCUCACGACGUCAUUACCCCCACAUGCAGUUUGCAAACAUCACGAUGAUCAGUACCGCUAUACAAUGCUAUAUAAUGCCUAUUGACCCCUC
This is a messenger RNA of Boeremia exigua, 1493 nucleotides long. Its product is annotated as FAD dependent oxidoreductase-domain-containing protein. The coding region runs from base 111 to 1133 and encodes 340 amino acids. Gene Ontology annotation, cellular component: late endosome; cytoplasm. The transcript has 2 exons. Gene Ontology annotation, molecular function: oxidoreductase activity. Gene Ontology annotation, biological process: retrograde transport, endosome to Golgi. Lineage: Eukaryota; Fungi; Ascomycota; Dothideomycetes; Pleosporales; Didymellaceae. The record is from RefSeq and is a predicted model, not a curated record.